UUGCAGACUUUGGAAGGUUCUCCAGCACCCCCGAUGCACCCUCUCAGCUGCAGACGUCCUCCCUGGAGGACCUGCUGUGCUCGCACGCCCCCAUCUCCAGUGAGGACGACGCCUCCCCUGGCUGUGCAACCUCCACCCAGGUGCCCUUCAAGGCUUUCCUCAGUCCCCUCGAGCUGCGUGUACCCCGAGGCACUGACAGGAAGCUGUCCCCACUCCUGAGCCCCUUGCAGGACCCGCUGGCGGACAAGACCCUGCUGGAGCCCAGGGAGAUGGUCCGGCCCAAGAAAGUGUGCUUCUCGGAGAGCAGCCUGCCCUCUGGGGACAGGACCAGGAGGAGCUACUACCUUAACGAGAUCCAGAGCUUCUCCAGCACUGAGAAGGAUGGGCGCAUAGUCGGGGAGAUCGCCUUCCAGCUGGACCGGCGCAUCCUGGCCUAUGUCUUCCCGGGGGUGACCCGGCUGUACGGUUUCACUGUGUCCAACAUCCCUGAGAAGAUCAAGCAGACGUCCAUCAAGUCCCUGGACGGGUCGGUGGACGAGAAGAAGCUGCGCGAGCUGACGCACCGCUACCUGAUGCUCACGGCGCGCCUGGAGAGGCUGGGCUACAACCGGGACGUGCACCCGGUGUUCAGCGAGUUCCUCAUCAACACCUACGGCAUCCUGAAGCAGCGGCCCGACCUGCGCGCCAACCCGCUGCACAGCAGCCCGGCAGCGCUGCGCAAGCUGGUCAUCGACGUGGUGCCCCCCAAGUUCCUGGGCGACUCGCUUCUGCUGCUCACCUGCUUGUGCGAGCUCUCCAAGGAGGACCACAAGCCGCUCUUCGCCUGGUGAGCCUGCCCCGGCGCGCGCCGCGCCU
Molecule: messenger RNA, 855 nt
Organism: Neomonachus schauinslandi (Hawaiian monk seal)
Lineage: Eukaryota; Metazoa; Chordata; Mammalia; Carnivora; Phocidae
Product: speriolin-like protein
Exons: 3
Source: RefSeq, a predicted model, not a curated record